ACUACUACAUCGGUCCAAUGUUUCACACAAUACACCCCACUAGGAGUGGAGUUCCAAAACAUUUUAAAGAAACAUUGGCAUAUUAUAAAUUCUGACCCACUUUUACUGAAUAUAUUCAACAACCCACCACGUAUUGUUUUUAAGAGAGCACCCAACCUCAGGGAUAUGUUGGUGAAAUCUGAUCUGCCACCCCCUAAACAAAAAACUUUCCUCAGUGAUGUUAAAGGGGGUCAUUACAAGUGCGGUAAAUGUGCCCAAUGCAAUUUUACAUACAAAUGUAAUUCAUUCAAUCACCCCCAUUCAGGUACUAUGAUCAAAAUACAAAGUAUUAUCUCUUGCUCCACAGCUGAUGUCAUCUACCUUCUGAGAUGCCCUUGUGGUUUAGCUUACAUAGGCAAGACCAUCAGAAGUCUAAAAACAAGCAUAAGUGAACAUAGGAGCAACAUUAGGACUAGAGAUGUGAGGAGUCCAGUAGCUGCUCAUUUUAUGCAGGUGAAUCACAAUGUCUCAUCUCUCCAAUACAUAGGUAUGGAAAAAGUGAGAGUGCCACGUAGGGGAGGAAACAUUAAUAGAUUGCUUUUGCAGACGGAAUGUUAUUGGAUUUAUAGAUUAAACACACUAUCCCCAAAAGGUCUUAACGAAGAGUUUGAUAUAAGACCAUUUCUUGGAGCCUUUGUACCGCUUGCCUGAUGCCCUUGCCGUCUUAUAUGGUCUUACUCUGAGCAUAUGUUAUUCUUUUUACUGUAUCUAUGAAACUCCAUGAGCUAUUACAAGUGUUUGUACACCUGAUAAUAUAUCUUUACCUAUUAUGUAACGGGUAUAUUUGAAAGAGCAUUUGACGAAUGUGGAGCUUACUACAGAAAAAACGUAGUGUCACUAUAAU
Messenger RNA from Anguilla anguilla (European eel), 883 nucleotides. RefSeq lists its product as uncharacterized. The annotation marks the transcript as partial. The transcript has a single exon. The record is from RefSeq and is a predicted model, not a curated record. Lineage: Eukaryota; Metazoa; Chordata; Actinopteri; Anguilliformes; Anguillidae.